CGGGGAGGAGUCAUGUUAGAAGAAACUGGGAGCCGAGAGCCGCCAUUCUCCUUGAAGACCACGGCGCUGAGAGUGUUUGACCUCCCGCUGUCUUGGUACUAUUCCCUGAUCCAGAUCAAAUUUUCUCCCGGGGUUAAGAAGCUGUUUGCAGUGACCGCGGUGAGCGCAGUAUCUGUCCUUUUUCUGGCCCAUCACUUUAAAAGAAGACGUGGAAAGAAAAAAAGGAAAGGGUUUCCAUGGGAACCUGGGCAUCUUGCCCUGGAAUGUGCUAAAACAGCAGCGUCUGAAAAAGGUUCUAGCUGUUCCAGCAGCCGACAAAACCUGACCCUGUCUCUGAGUUCGGCUAAAGACAAAGGGUCUCAGUCCGGCGUCUACACCAAUGGAGGGCUUUUCAGCAAAUACUCGGGCUCCGUCCAGAGCUUAGCCUCGGUCCAGAGUGCCAAUUCUUGUCAUAGCUGUGCUUGUGGUAACUCCAAUUCCUGGGACAAAACGGAUGAGGAGGACUUAAAACUUGUCAAUAUUCCUGUGACCACUCCCGAAAACCUGUACUUGAUGGGUAUGGAGCUGUUUGAAGAGGCCUUGCGUCGCUGGGAGCAGGCGCUUACCUUCCGCAGCAGACAGGCCGAAGAUGAAGCCAAUUGCGGCGCCAUCAAGCUGGGUGCGGGCGACGCCAUUGCUGAAGAGAGCGUGGAGGACAUCAUCAGCGCCGAGUUCAUCCACAAGUUGGAAUGUCUGCUGCAGAGAGCCUACCGCCUGCAGGAGGAGUUUGAAGCCACGCUCGGCGCGUCUGACCCCAAUUCCCUCGCUGCUGACAUCGACAAAGACACAGACAUCACGGUGAGGGGGAACAUGGACGAUUUUGGCCUCCGAGACACGCUGAGCAUUGCCUCGACGGAUUCCUUUGUUUCCGCAACAGAGCUCACAGAACACCGGGAGGGGCGACAUGCGUACAGCCUGGACCCUCUCUGCCACUGCCCACUGUACGAAGAAGCCAUGCACUUGGUCGAAGAGGGGAAAAUUUACUCCAGGGUCCUUAGAACUGAAAUGUUGGAGUGCCUUGGAGACAGCGACUUUCUUGCCAAGCUUCACUGUAUCCGACAGGCUUUCCAGGUCAUUCUUUCAGAAACAGCCAACAGGACAUUUCUUGCUGAGAGUGGAAGAAAAAUUUUAUCAGCUUUAAUUGUGAAGGCAAGAAAGAAUCCAAAGAAAUUUGAAGAUGUUUUUGAUGAAAUGAUCUAUUUUUUAGAGCAAACAGACCACUGGGAGAGCACUGAGGUGGAGCUGGCCGCGAGGGGGGUGAAAAAUCUAAAUUUUUAUGACAUUGUCCUGGAUUUUAUAUUAAUGGACUCCUUUGAAGAUUUAGAAAACCCACCCACAUCUAUACAGAAUGUCGUCAACAAUCGCUGGCUGAACUCCUCCUUUAAAGAAACUGCCGUGGCGUCCAGCUGCUGGUCAGUGCUCAAGCAGAAGAGGCAGCAGAUGAAGAUUCCUGAUGGGUUCUUUGCUCACUUCUAUGCCAUUUGUGAGCACGUCAGUCCAGUAUUAGCCUGGGGCUUUUUGGGUCCAAGAAACUCCCUCUAUGAUUUAUGUUGCUUCUUUAAGGACCAAGUCCUCUAUUUUCUCAAAGACAUCUUUGAUUUGGAGAAGGUCCGCUAUUCCAGCAUGGAGACCCUGGCCGAGGACCUUAUGCAGCUGCUGAUGGGCCGCACCGAGCUUUUGAUGGCGUACCUGGGUACGGACACCCUGAGACACACAAGCAGCUGUGUGAGUGGUCAUAGCCACACCAUGUCCAGCGGUCUGGUGGAAGCCAGAGUCCAGUGAGGGGCCAGGCCAUGGGGGUGAAGUAUCGAGGGACGAAUGGGUGGACGGACGGACGAAAGGAUGAUCAGGCUGGACGUACCUUCAACAGGGCCAUAAUCCCUAGAAAACCUCAUUUCCAAAAUGUGUGUUUUUCACAAUUGUUGCUUGUGAUUGAAGUUCAUCCUUGUUCCAUGGAGGUGAUUGACUGACCCUUUGGAGGACUCUGGUGUGAACUGUUGAGUAAACAUUCUCAAAAGCCUUGCCUUGGCACGUAGCACCCAGCAGGUCACUGCUCUGACCAAGGGCACCCCCAGCUUCCCUGUUUUUCCCAUGUGGCACACUGUUCAUUCAUUAGGUUACAUCUCAGUGACAGUGUAUUUCACUUUGCCUUGAAAAUGCAUCUGUGCAUAUCAGCCAUCUCCUUUUGUACUGAAGCCCAAUUAAAUAAUGCAGGAAAUAGAAAUGUCCACCGUUUAGGCAGUAGCGAUGUCUGAUGUGUGCUGUUUGUAUCAUUGUCUAUGUCAUUUUAUCAGAAAAAUUGCUGUGGCUCCUCAGUGUCUGUGUGAUCCGUUUCCAAGAAUCCACCCUUUGGGGUCACAGUGGAAGGUUUCUUGGUCAGGCCUGCUUCUGAUUCUGUAGGUUACAAUCAAGAGGCAAAGACCCUCCGUCUCUCUGGCAGAGAGGACUUGGAAGGCUUUCUUCCCCUCUUCUUCUCUCAUUGAAAUUGCCCCUUCAUGAGCUCAGCUUCAGUGGGAUGUCCCCAGGAAUUUCAGAUUGUAUGUGGCGUUGUGUGAUCCCAUACAGGAGACACCUCCCACGCCCCAGCACGUGAUCGCUUCUGGCAAGACACUAGCUCUUGGGCAGUUUUCUUUUUAACUCUGGUUUUUUCCCUCCAGAUUUAACCCCAAGAGUGUUUCCCGACCUAAGCGAUUUGGUCAUUUCAGGAUCCAUGUGAUGGAUGCAUAAACCAGUGAAUGCACUGCGCUCUAUUCUGCGCAUGGGCUUCUUCAGCUGGGUUAGGGGCUCUGGGUGAGGGGCAGGAGCCCCCGGAGGGAGGGAAACCUUUUCCUCCUGAGUUGUCUUUUGUUCGCCCUAAGGAGUUCUCUCUUAGGUGACCUAGAGUGGUUUUAAACAGCAUUUUAGAUGAAAGUGCCUGGUUUCUCUUCAUCGAGAUGUCAGCACGAAGCAGGAAAAUUGUCAUCAUUGUUUUAAAUGAGAAUCUGCCCAGUGUUGACAUAAUAGGAAUGACUUCUGGAUUAGGAUAGUCAGAAUGUGUGUUUGCCCAAGUUCAGGUGGUGACCACUGUACCUGGCCUGGGGUUAUCCAAGAGACAAGAUGGAUGGUUCCUUCAGGUUUUAUUUUCCGAUUUGGAGUCUCCUGUGUAUUGGGAGGGCUUACUUAGCUUUACAGCCUUUGUGCCAUGAAGUUUUAUUUGAUUUUUAUUUUUCCUUACAACUUGGGCAGAAAGGAGUUGUACUUUAUGAACGUGUCUCUACUUUCUGAUUGAACAUUUUGAAAUGUGAUUUUAUUUCCAUGAUUAUUAUAAUUGUUGUAGUCAUCUAUUUUAGCAACCAAACUAUGGGGGGAAAUUUUGUAUAGUAUUUUUAUGUUUGACAAAAGAUUUGUCUGAAAUCAGUUUUGCACUAUUGAAUGCGAUGCUGUUACCCUAUGACACCUGAAAGUUAAUUUCAUUGGCCAGCGUAUACAUAUUUACGUUCCCCUGAAAGCAUAUUCAAUAUAUGUGUUCUCUCUUAUGGAAUUUUUACUCCAGAAAUGGACAAUUAUAUGCAAGUGUUUGGUUAGUUAUGCAAGGAUUGUCCUCUUCCAUAUUCCAGUGCAGUUUCUGUGGAAGGAAGUGGGCCAGCUCACCAACUGCCUUCUAACUCAAGGAUUUCUGUUUUGGCCUUCAAUUAAAGGGAUGGUAGUGACCAAAUAGGAUUUCAGGGAUUUCCAUGUGGAAAAGGUCUCUCCUCUAGGAAGAGAGCUUAUCUUGGCCUAAUGUGGAGAAGAGCUGUCUUUCUGAAAAAGGAUGUUUACAAGAGCAGAGGAGCCCAAGAGUCAUGGAUAUCUGUGUCCGUUUGCCUUAAAACUGGAUUAGAAACACACAGAGCAUCUUUUGCAAUAUUAGAUAAAGCAGAUUUUAGUCGCAUGAUCUAAAAUCUCUGUGGGGUCAAAGCCUAGCUCAUUUUUUGUGGAGUUGAUUACAGAGGAAACAUGGGAUCUGCAUCAGACACACCUGUUUGCAGGUCGCCAAAGGCUCUUUCAGUAGUCUUCGGCAGGAGACAGUAGUCAGUGUGGAGGUGAUGUGCUGACCUCUCUUUCCAUUCCCCAGGAUGGUUAGCCACAUAGAUUUCCCACUCACUUGAAAGGCCAGACCUUUUCUUCUUUGAGGGUAGCACUUUCGUGUGUUACAUAUGUUACCAAGAAGCAAGGGAAUACGUUUAAAAUUCAACUAGCAGAUUUUUCUAGGCACACACCCUGUGCACAGCUCCAAAGGACCAGCAUUUCUUUAAGCUUCGGAAGUAGGAAUGCUGAAGAGAAAUGUCAGCGGCCUUCUCCAUAGCUUUUCACACUCGGAAGUCAAGAUUUGCAUGAAUUCCCCCAUUUGGCUUUGCAUUUUGACUGCAAAAACAUCAGGAAAGAGUUUUCAAUGUAGACUUUGGAGUCAUGACAUGACUUGGCAGGAUCUGGAAAAAGACUUUGUGGUUUGUUUUGACCAGUGUGGAAAUGUCCUUGUAGAUGAGCAUGGUUGGUAAUGGUGUCAUCCUUUAUCUGUUCUUAAUGACUGAACUCUUGUUAAAAUUGCUUGUUUUGUUUGGUGGAAACUAUGUAUUAAUUGAAAUUAGCCAAUGCCAAGAGCUGUUUUCUUUUCUUACCUAAAUGUGCAGUAUGGCUCUCAUUCAUCUAUAUAACAAUGAAAUACUAUUAAAUAUCACCAUAGCAGAAAAAUUGCACUGACUGUCUCUGUCUCUCCCCCAACCUAUAAUAGAUAUGAAUGUGUUUCUAUUAUUGCCAAAUAAAGGACUGAUAAUCCCUUUUA
Messenger RNA from Vombatus ursinus (common wombat), 4840 nucleotides. It is a transcript of the gene MIGA1, whose product is annotated as mitoguardin 1. Gene Ontology annotation, biological process: mitochondrial fusion. The coding region runs from base 13 to 1821 and encodes 602 amino acids. The record is from RefSeq and is a predicted model, not a curated record. Lineage: Eukaryota; Metazoa; Chordata; Mammalia; Diprotodontia; Vombatidae. The transcript has 15 exons.